This is a messenger RNA of Amphibalanus amphitrite, 5232 nucleotides long. RefSeq names its product nucleoporin NUP100/NSP100-like. The transcript is spliced from 14 exons. Bases 303 to 4310 code for a protein of 1335 amino acids. Lineage: Eukaryota; Metazoa; Arthropoda; Thecostraca; Balanomorpha; Balanidae. The record is from RefSeq and is a predicted model, not a curated record.
CAAAUCGACCACCUGGGCUGGAUGUACUGCCGGCUGAAACUGCAAGCUGCAUGCCAGGGGAGGGGGAGCCUGCACACUGACCGACUCGUGUUGUCACGUUACCAUGGUAGCUCUGAUGACGUCAUCAAAUUAUUGAGCCCCGCCACCAGGUUAAUGGGUUAGUUCCAAGGCCAUGCUAGUUCGGCCUCAUGACAAAGCGACACAGGGGCGGCACUGCGCAGUGUCAGCGCUGUGACCUCGUACAGAGAGUGGAGGACUAGGACGAAAGGUGUGCUGAGGAAAGUAAGGAGGUGCGUCCCCUCAUGGACCGCCUGUGCGACGAGCUGAAGGGUCUGAAGGAAGCCGUCAUAACUCUGAUUGGACAGCAGUGGCCGCCGGCGGCCGGCCCGCACACCCGGCCCCAGAGUUCCGCGGAGCUGCGGGACGCGGUGCUGGCCGACGUUCGCGACAUGCUGAACGAGGAGCUGCGGCAGCUGCGCCGAGAGCUGCAGAAGCUGAGCGAGGUGCGUCCCCUCAUGGACCGCCUGUGCGACGAGCUGCAGGGUCUGAAGGAAGCCGUCAUAACUCUGACGGAACAGCAGUCGCCGCCGGCGGCCGGCCCGCACACCCGGCCCCAGAGUUCCGCAGAGCUGCGGGACACGGUGCUGGCCGACGUUCGCGGCAUGCUGAACGAGGAGCUGCGCCAGCUGCGCCGAGAGCUGCAGGAGCUGAGCCUGGAGGUGGACCAGAUGAAGAACCAGAGGCAGCUAGAGGUGCAGGUGGCACCACAGCUGCAGCAGCUCCCCAUACCGCAAGAGCUGUUUUCCUGCGGUGGCAAGGCCCCCGCCACGACGGCUUCCACCAUCUUCGGGUCGGGGUUUAGUAAGACGACGCCCUCUACCGGGACGGUCUCCAGCACGAACGGCGGUAUCAAGCUCGACCAGGCGCCGUCGGCCUGGACUGGCGGUACCACGACUGGCGCCUCUGCUGCCGCCUCCACUGGCUUCAGCUUUGGACCGACCACAGCGCCACCUGCUCAGCCGAGCACGCCGAGCUUCUCGUUCCGUCCGCCGACCGCCGAGGGCGCCACCAGCACACCGGCCAAGGCAAGGGGCGAGAACACCACGGAGGAGGGGCCUGUCAGCUCGACCUCUGGCUCUGGCGCCGCGGUCUCCAAUACCACCACCUCCAGCGCCGCGACCUCCGCCCCCGCCGCUGCACCGGCCGCCGCCACUGAAUCCGGCUUCUCGUUAUAUAACGCCGAAUAUCUCGUUAUAUAUAAGCCGAAUAUCUCCGGCUUCUCGUUCGGUAGCAGGUUCGGUGGUACACCGGCUGCCCAGAGCACGGCUACGGACGGCCCCAGCACCAGCUUCACGUUCCGACUGCCGGCCACCGCCAGCGCCACAGCGGCAGCAACAGACUCUGACUCGGAUGAGGUGACUGUGGUGGGCGAGGUUCAGCCGACCGAGGAGCAGCGCGCUGCCGCCGCCCGGCUCCAGCUGCCGGCCGGCUUCUACCUGUACGAACAGCGACCGCCGUGCCGGGGAUGCCGCGGCUGCUGGGACCAGAUGCCCGGAGAGGCAAGGGGCGAGAACACCACGGAGGAGGGACCUGUCAGCUCGACCUCUGGCUCUGGCGCCGCGGUCUCCAAUACCACCACCUCCAGCGCCGUGACCUCUGCCCCCGCCGCCGGCGCCGGAGCGGCCACUCCCAACAGCUCCUUCCAUUUCAAGGCUGCCCCGUUUUGGUUUGCGUUCGGCGGCGACCAGAGUAAGGUCGGCGAGGCGACUCCCAAGGCCACGUUCGAGUUCGGCGUGUCGUCCGCAGCCUCCUCGCCGUUCAAAUUCUCACUCGGCGGCGACGCCGACAAGUCUGGAUCCUCGAUCUUCGGAGGAGCGGCGGCAGCGGACACAAAGACCACGUCAAUAUUUGGAGGUUCAACGGGUAACAAGACAACUUCGAUCUUCGGAGGAGCGUCGUCAACUGAAACCAAACCUGUGUCUAUUUUCGGAGGAACACCCUCUUCCGAAGCCAAAACCACGUCCAUCUUUGGUACCCCAUCGGUGUUCGGAGGAAAGGGAGCUGACAAAGCCGUAUCUUUCUUCGGUGGUUCGACCACCACCGACAAGACAUCCAAAGAAAACCAGAUAUUCGGCGGCUCCGGGACUGACUCCAAGCCCGCCUCUCUGUUCGGCGGCUUUGGUGUGGCCUCUGGUGCCCAGUCGUCUCCGUUCGGCUCCGGCUCCUCAAUGUUAAGUGGAUGGCCGUCGUUCGGUAGCGCCGCGUCUAAGCCGGCCUCCAGCGAGAGCGGCGCCGCCGCCAAGCCACCUACUCCGGCCAACUCGUCCGCCCCCAAGGCGCCUGAGCCGGCCAGCUCCGGCUCGGCCCCAGGCAGUGACCUAGGGACGUUUUAUGAUGCUACAAACGAGAAGGACUGCGAGUACAAGUUGUGCCUGGCUGCAGACGGAGGCGUCGAGGACAGUGAUGAUGAUGACGUUGAUGAUGUGAGCUGCAGAACAGAAAGGCGUCAGAAUACGACGGUGACAGAAGUACUUGAUGUGGACGGAUCUGACUUCUCAGCGGAAGGAAAGGAGAAGCUCAGAACCAUUCUCAGCGAAUAUGCAGACAUCUUCAGUCAGUAUGCGGGUGAUAUCGGCAAGACAGAUUUGCUCGAACACCACAUCGACACAGGGGAGGAGGCUCCCGUGAAGCAGAGACCACGGCGGGUACCAGUUAAACUCCGCGAGCAAGUCGAGAUGCAGAAGACGCAGAUGAUGAAAGAUGGAAUAAUUGAAGAGAGUACAAGUCCGUGGUGCUCCCCAGUCGUCCUGGCCAGAAAGAAAGAUGGAAGUUUCCGCUUCUGCGUCGAUCUCCGCGCGAUCAACAGCCGAACUCGAGGAUGUGCGCAUCCUCUGCCGAGGGUCGACGAGGCGUUGGAUACCCUAGCGGGGGCAACGUGGUACACGACGCUCGACAUGGCGACCGGCUACUGGCAGGUCCCGCUGGCCACAGAGGACCGAGAAAAGACGGCGUUCUCCACGGGCAAAGGACUCCAUCAGUUCAGGGUGAUGGCCAUGGGUCUCAAAAAUGCUGGAGCCACAUUCCAGCGACUCAUGGAACUGGUGCUUGCGGGUCUGGACUCGAAACGCUGUUUAGUCUACCUUGAUGACAUCAUCAUAUCAAGCAGAUCCGAGGACGAGCACAUCGCAACGCUCCGUGAUGUCUUCAAGCGAGUGAGGUCGGCGAAGCUGAAGCUCAAACCAGAAAAGUGCCGCCUCGCAAAGCGCGAAGUUACGUUCCUCGGUCACCGGAUCGCAAAGGAGGGACUCCUACCGGACCCACAUAACAUCCAGAAGAUACUCGACUGGGCUCCACCGAAGACGGAAGAUGGCAUGAAAAGCUUCCUCGGAUUUCCAUCUACAGAACCCAGCAUCAACGACGCAGCACAGAGAGGGCUCCAGUCGCCGGCGGACAGUGACGUCUCGAAGCGGACAUCGAGCGAAUUCCCUGCGGCCAGUGACGCCUCGAAGCGGACAUCGAGCCAAUCACCUGCGACCAGUGUAGUCACAGUCCAGAAGCAGGAACUCUCGACUGUGAAGCAGUUCACAUUUCCACCUGGUCUAGUAGAGCAACAGGUGAUCGCGAUUUUGGAGUCCCUCCAAGUCCAAACCUUGAAGGAGCUCACGGUCUCCACUCCUCCUGACUCGACGGGACGGUGGCUGCGGCUGCUGCCGCCGUCCUUGAGGCGCCUGGACGUUUACGGACCGGGGGAGACGGGGGAGCCGGUGACACGGACCAGACCGCUCGACCAUGGGCUGGAUGUAGUCAUACAACAGGCGGGAGAUGACGUCAUCAACCAGCUGGCCAAGGAGCUGGGACCACGGGUUACCGCGCUGCACAUGUUCAACUGCCCGCGUGUCACUGCCGGGGCCCUACAGAGGCUGCUGUCCGCCCUCACCGGCCUGGAAGACGUCACACUUUGCGGCUCUCUGUCCGGCGCCAUCACUGACGCCUCACUGGCCGCCCUCCACGGCUGCUCCCAGCUGCGUAACAUGCAGCUGGGACAUCCCAGUGGACUCUGUACGGAUAUACCGGUCACAGCGGUCAGCAGACUGGUGGUUACCUGUCGGAAACUGAAGGAGCUGCUCUUUUACGCAACGGAGGACCUCAGUCAGAGGGUCCUGGACGCCCUGGUCCGGGCAGACCUGGGGAAAAGAGAUGACGGCACGCCGAGAGCACUGAGGUUCCAAGUCCGAGGAGCCGUUUAUGACAAGCUGAGCAUACCGUCUCAGACCGGCAACAUCAUGGUUGUGAGGAACCCCAAACACUAGAUGGGAUUAUCACAUGUAACAACUCGCGGACACCCACAGCGGUAUCAGCGGUGAUCAUUCUCGGCCCGUUCACCCUUCUGAUUGGCGCAUCACAAGACGCCGAGGUGACGGACAAAUGGGACGACAGUCUGCCGGGCUUUAUCUCCAACUGGGAGCCGGUGAAGCUGCGCUCCUUCAGCACCGGGUGAACACGGUGGGGUCGAACACAAUGCCUGCUUGUUCUUACUAUGCUGCUUCUGCUUAUGCGUUUCCUGUAUCAUAUAUGAUAAGAAACAAUGACGUGAUUGUUCGGUGAAAAUCAUUCAAAUGAUGUGAGCAAUUGUAGAGAUUGUGUGACUUAGGGAAUAAAAAUAUGGAUAAGAUACACAGUUAGAUGAUCGUCAAUGCUGCCUUAUCUAUCCUUAUCCGUUAGAGCACCCUUUUCUACGGAAUCGAUAGAAUGAACGCACCAUAUGUCCUUUACAUUUCGAACGCCUGUGAAAACUGAAUAGUUAUUAGUGCGCUCAGUGUCUCGUAUCGAUACACCGUGCGGCGGUGUCAACAAACCCGACCGAGGGAGGACUGUCAAGUUUGAGGGACACCGAACUGCCUGACCUGGGGAUGGGUGACGAUUGGAGGAGGAAGGGGGCGGGGCGAGUUUAGCCGGCGCGGCGGUUAUCCGCUCCUCACAUUUCACGUGUAUCGGUACUUUCGUGAGAGACUGUACAUUCACAUGGCGUGUGCUGUGAAACUUGCUGUUGGGUGUAAAUGUGAUAGAAACUGUUUGACGUGCGAAACAAGUGUAAUUAAUGGCUAUGUGCCGAUGUUAUGCACGGCGAUAGGGAUAAGGGAUAAGUGGCUUUUUCCACAUUGUCUACAAAUGUGUGAAUGAUGUAUGAGCGCGAAAGUAUGCAAACGAGACAUACUUUUAGGACACCUGUAU